This is a messenger RNA of Akanthomyces muscarius, 1044 nucleotides long. RefSeq lists its product as uncharacterized. The transcript is spliced from 2 exons. Gene Ontology annotation, molecular function: metalloendopeptidase activity. Gene Ontology annotation, biological process: proteolysis. NCBI's taxonomy places the organism in Eukaryota, Fungi, Ascomycota, Sordariomycetes, Hypocreales, Cordycipitaceae. The record is from RefSeq and is a predicted model, not a curated record. The coding region runs from base 1 to 1044 and encodes 347 amino acids.
AUGAAGUUUCUAUCUGUUCUCACUGGCGCUGCCUCUGUGUCCGCAGUUGCACUACGAGAUGUCUCCAAGGGCCAGCUCGAUGUCACACUGCAAGCUGUCGGCAACUCUCAGGUAAAGGCCACUGUGCAGAACAAUGGCAAGGACGACAUUAGCCUGCUCAAGCCCGGAAGCAUCUUUGAUUCCUCUGCUGUGCAAAAGGUCAAGGUGACGACUGGUGACCACGCUGUUCCAUUCCUUGGCAUCAAGAAGAGAAUCUCCACCAGCAAGAUCCAAGACUCUGCUAUCCAACGCAUCCCCGCUGGCCAGUCCAUCGAGAUCAGCAUCGACGUCGCACAGGCCCACGACCUCUCCACCGGCGGCAAGUUCAGCGUCAACGCCGCCGGCUCGCUCUCCGUCGUCGGCCAGGACGGCAUCACCGGCGCCGUGCCCUACAAGUCUAACACGGUCGAGGUCAGCGUCGAAGGGCGGCACGCGGCGGCGGCGCGCCACGCCUUUGCGCAGACGAUGAAGCGCAGCGUCGUGCAGAGCGACUGCCAGGGCCAGAAGCUGCAGGUUACGCAGACGGCGCUGCGCAACUGCCAGCAGCUCGCGACGGCCGCGGGCCGCGCCGCCUCGUCGGGGUCCGCCAACAAGAUGCAAGAGUACUUUAAAGCCUCGGACUCGCAGACGCGGCAAGAGGUGGCGGGCGUCUUCUCCCGGGUCGCGCGCGAGUGCAGCUCGACGUCGUCGGGCGUGGCACAGUACUACUGCAGCGACGUCGGCAACGACUGCGGCGGCAACGUGCUUGCGUACACGGUGCCGAGCGAGAGCUACAUGGUCUACUGCGACCUCUACUUUGACGACCUGCCGGCCGUCACCCGGGAGUGCCACGCGCAGGACCAGGCCACGACGAACAUCCACGAGGACACGCAUCUCAGCCAGAUCCAGGGCACUGACGACCUCGGCUACGGCUACGACGCCGUCCAGGGCCUCUCGGCCAACCAGGAGCUCAACAACGCCGACACCUAUGCCCUCUUUGCCAACGCCAUCUACGCAGGAUGCUGA